Molecule: messenger RNA, 2127 nt
Organism: Drosophila serrata
Lineage: Eukaryota; Metazoa; Arthropoda; Insecta; Diptera; Drosophilidae
Gene: Ance-5
Product: M2 family metallopeptidase Ance-5
Biological process (GO): proteolysis
Cellular component (GO): membrane
Molecular function (GO): peptidyl-dipeptidase activity; metallopeptidase activity
Source: RefSeq, a predicted model, not a curated record
AGACGGAAGAACGCGGAAAACAAAGUUCCUCCGCCCACGAUCGUAAUUGCAAAAGUUUCAGAUAAGCUGCUUAUCGCAUUGGAAACGGAAGCCAGUCUAGGCCAAAAUGCGUCUUUUGUGGCUGCUCGUCCUCGUCCUGCUGACGGUGGUGGUAGCAGGAGAGGAUGACUCCACCGGAACUACAACUACUCCCCGCAGUACUACCACUCCUUCCACCAGAGCUCCCACAAGGGCCUCUAAUCACACCACUGGCUAUGAGCAUGCCACUCAGCAGAUCCUGAAAAAGGCCACCGACCGCAUGCACCUGAUCUGGCACAUGAAGCGGCGCAUCUUCCUGCAGCUGACCGCCAAGGGUAAGUCUCCGAUGACCGGCGGCCAGGCCCUGAGUGGCAAGCAGGAAGUGGAGGCGGACACCUAUCGGCUGAUGUACGAGCUGGCGGCCAAUCUGAGCGUGGUGCCGGUGGCCCUGUUGGGCGACCCGCUGCUCCGCAGGCGAGUGCAGCGCCUGGCCAAGCUGCAGCUGCAGGGACUUCGCCCUAAGGACUACGAGCAGGCCAAGGAUCUGCUGAGGACGACGCACAACUUCGUGAGCGGUCAGAUAGUCUGUCCGCAGGAGGAUUGCUCGGCUCGCGGCCCGCUGGCCAUGUACCCGCAGAUCGUGAACAAGAAUAUGCGCAGCAAGCUGUACGAGGAACUGCUGGUCAACUGGUUUGGCUGGCGCAAGGCCAUCAACGAGAAGGAGCUGGCCAAGUCCACGUUCAUCGACUAUGUGCGCCUGCUGCGAAUCGCUGCCACCUACAAUGGCCACGUGACGCCCUCGCGCACUUGGUACCUACACUACGACACGGAGAACUUCCAGGCCGAGAUGGAGGCGGUCGUCUGGGAGAUUAUGCCCCUCUACCGGGAGCUGCACGCCUAUCUGCGACACGAGGUGCAGGCCGCCUACCCCAAGGCAGACACCAAGAGCGACGGCGCCAUCUCUGCUCCGGUCAUGGACCAGAUCCUUUCGCAGGACUGGUAUCCCCAUCAGUUCUUCCGCACGCCGCAUCCCAGUCGGCAGCACCAGCUGCCCUCCGUACACCGUCGCCUGGAGGAGGUCUUGGUAACGCCCGUUAAGAUUAACCGCAAGGCUGCCGAGUUCUUCGAGUCCUUGGGUCUUAACAACCAGUCCGCUACAUUCUGGGAUCGCUGGUCCCGCCGGAUGAACGACGACGAUGGCGGCCUGGAAUGCAAAUCGCAGGUGUACUACUUCCCGCCGGACGUGGCCCUCCGCUACUGCCCCAAGCUGGACUACAAGAAGAUGAUGCAGAUCCAUGGCAUUAUGGCAGAGCUGCAGUACAAUAUAUACAAACUGUCGCAGCCCUUUGGACUGGACACGGAGCCGUGUCCUGGCUUCGGUGCCGCCAUAGCGGAAACGGCUAUCCUGGCCUCCGGCACCGCGCGACACCUCGAGAGGCUGCACAUUCUGCUGAACAAGAGCCUGUCCGAGGAGCAGUCCCUCAACCGCCUAUUUCGCAUGGGAGUGCACACGCUGAUCGCCGUGCCGCAGUACUUCAUCAACGACAAGUUCCUCGUGGACGUGAUGGAUGGACGGAUCGGGGUCAAGGACUACAACUGUGCCUACUGGAAUCUACAGGACAAGUUCGCUGGCGUUCAGCCCCCAUCGCAGCGCAACAACAAGGACUUUGAUCUGGACUUUAAGUUCUAUCGCGGCAUGAAUCCCGAAACCUCCAACACUAAAAAAUUCCUGGCCGAGAUCCUGGGCUUCCAGUUUUACCGCUCCUUCUGCCUGGCUAGUGAUCAGUACAGGCCCGGUGAUCCGGAGUAUCCGCUGCACAACUGCGACUUUUACGGCAGCAAGGAGGCGGGCAAGAAGAUGCGGGACAUGAUGCGGUUGGGUUCCAGUCGCCACUGGCGCGAUGUCAUGGAGAUUGCCACCGGGGAGCGCAAGCUGAGUGGUCGUGGUAUCCUGGAGUACUUUGCUCCAUUGUUCACCUGGUUGAAGGAGCGCAACAAGCAGCUGGAUAUUGAGCCCGGCUGGGAUGCCGAUGAGUUGUGCCGCAGGGACUAAGCUCCUAAACAACACCUAAUCGUACCGUAUCUAUUUACUUCUGAAUGAAAAAUAUA